Messenger RNA from Acanthamoeba castellanii str. Neff, 1110 nucleotides. Its product is annotated as MIT domain containing protein. The record is from RefSeq and is a predicted model, not a curated record. The coding region runs from base 1 to 1110 and encodes 369 amino acids. NCBI's taxonomy places the organism in Eukaryota, Discosea, Longamoebia, Acanthamoebidae. The transcript has 3 exons.
AUGGGAGAGGAGCUGGCGCGCGGGUUGCAGGCAUUGACACGAGCAACGCAGCUCGAUGCGCAGCUGCGAUAUGGUGAGGCGGUGCAGGCUUAUCGCGACGGCAUUGCCCUGCUCUACCUGGCCUAUGGCGACAGCUUCAGGCAGACGCUGCUGCAAAAGAUCGGCGAGUACCAGAGGCGGGCUGACCAGCUGGCCAUGCGCCUGGCAGCAGGAGCUCGACCACCUCCGUCAUCGUCUGCGGCACAGCCACCGUCACACCACGGCCUUGACAUCCCCAAGCACGCCCUCGCUGCGCUUGCCUCGACCGGCACCGCGGGUCCACCAACACCCGGUGGCCUUGGUGGUGGUCUGCCGCAGCACCACUUCGCCGACGAGGAGGACCGUGCGCUGAUGGAGCGCGUCAUGCAGCUUCGCGUGGAUGUGGUGACCAGCAGUGCUGGUGGCGGCGGUCAAGGCGGUGGCCACGGCAGUCAAGGCGGCGGCCGCUCGGUCGAGGAUGUCGACCGCGAGUACAGGGAGCGGGUGAAUCGGUUGGCCGGCCGCGAGGUGAUCGCUGACCCAUCGGCCGCGACGCGACCGUCGAUACUGGACGCGGAGGAGCUCACUGAGGAGGAGCAGAUCGAGCGGAUCCUGAACGCCGUCCACGACGACGUGCGGCUGGAGAUCCUAGGCGGCCCCGUCGCUGUUGCCACCACUCCCACUUCGUCAUCGCUGCCAUCGGCCAAGAAGAAGAAUGAUCGACCGGGACAUCGGCGGUCACGCAGGCGCGGACGACGCGCGAGCGACAGCGACACGAGCGAUGAUUCGAGCACUGACGAGAGCGGUGAUGACGAUGAGAGUGAUGGUACCGGCAGCAGCAACGACGACGAGGAGGCCGAGCGACGGAGGAGACGAAGAGCGAGGAUGGAGCAGGAGCGCGACCUGACGUUCGGGCAGAAGUGGGAGCUGCGCAAGAAGGAGCGAGAGGAGCGGAAGGCGGGCCGGCGAGAUGCCGCUGACGCUGACCCGCUACGCGAGCGGGAGAAGGCCUUCAUGGCCAUGAAGGAGAAGGAGGAACGCGACAAGGAACGCAAGUACCGCGCCGAGUUCAUCAAGAAGUGGGGCAUGUGA